GCUCCAGAGCAUACGCAUAUAGUAUAUUGCUGGAAGCAGCAUUAAAGGUAGUCCACACGCUGCUCACGUCAGAGAGAAUCGCGUGAAGAACUCCUCGCUCGCGGCCUCGAAGAUGGCGCAAAUCACUCCGGAGGUCGUGCUUUCCUACACAAAACCAGCAAGCGGCUACCUGUGUCCCCUGAACGCGAACACCUUCGGGAUAGAGUUCCUGAAGUUCGAGAUCAAGGAGUAUGACACCAACACCGUCGUGUACCAGGUUGCCCGGGAGCCCGACUCGGAGCCGCUCCCCGAGGUGCUGGACCCAGAGAUUGAGGACAUGAUUCGCAGCGUGAAGUACACAUUUCCUGCGUCAUUCCUCAAGUUCAAGACCGUGCGGACGCUGCUGGAGUUCUGCGUAGGGCCACAGCCGGUCAGCAACCUGCGCAUGAUUGAGCGGCACUUCUUCAAGGACAAGCUGGUCCGCACGUACGACUUCGAGUUCGGCUUCUGCAUCCCCAACAGCACCAACUCGUGGGAGGCCAUCUACGAUGUGCCCGAGUACCCCGCCGGCGUCAUCAACGACUAUGUCACCUCGCCGUGGGCGCACAAGUCGGACAGCUUCUACUUCGUGGACAACAAGCUCAUCAUGCACAACAAGGCUGAGUACCAGUACGUGCAGGAUUAAGCGGCGCUGAUCCAUGCGGAGUAUGGCGCGUGCCGGACUUGGCGAGCGGCUGUACAGGGCGCGGUGGCGUCCUCGCGACUUGGAUUACGGUGCGCCAUAGGGCGCAUUGCACGGCUGUGCGUGUGCAGGCGGGCGGUUGCGAGCGAAUACCUCGACCUCCAAUGCUGGGCCGAUCACUUGGACAACGCGUGCGACAUCACUGUAAGCUGGAACGUGCAUACCACUUUGGGUGGGGUGGGCAGGCACUUGAACUGAGAGGACGUGUGGUUACGGUAUGAAGUGUUUGGAGGGUGACCAUGGUCCUUGGGUGACCAGGUUGCAAGUAGGCGGGAUUACGUGGUGCAGUUGAGGCAUGUAUAAAACCUGGCGUGAAGCAGUGCUCCUUGAGCCAUCAGCAGAUGUGUAAUACCAUGUGUUGGGCUGCAACUUGUGUAACGGUCAGAUGUAAGUUCGGUCAUUCUUGGCAGCGCCGUGGCGGGCGCUUCGCCAAAUGAACGUUACCGUUGAUGCAGGUGUAACGGCGACCUCGA
Chlamydomonas reinhardtii is the source of this 1194-nucleotide messenger RNA. RefSeq lists its product as uncharacterized. Bases 113 to 664 code for a protein of 183 amino acids. Gene Ontology annotation, molecular function: lipid binding. NCBI's taxonomy places the organism in Eukaryota, Viridiplantae, Chlorophyta, Chlorophyceae, Chlamydomonadales, Chlamydomonadaceae. Gene Ontology annotation, cellular component: cilium. Gene Ontology annotation, biological process: cilium assembly; lipoprotein transport. The transcript has 8 exons. The record is from RefSeq and is a predicted model, not a curated record.